GACUAUGUAUAACCAAACGGGGGAGGCGGAUGGAGAGUUAAAGUCCGAGUGAGAACAGCUGAGGAGCAGCCCAAGCGAAAACGGGGGGAACGGGGGAUUCCUCUGCUUGGAAGAGUCUCUUGCGCCCUACAAUUAAUACAAGACAGAAAUAAUUCAAUCUGCUACGCACUAUUUAAAUGAUCUUCAGUAUACAUAUUGAAAGCAUAACUGCCAAUGAAUUGCAUCAAAUCCCAUACUGGGAGCAACUCUUGAGCAGAGGACUGCAUCUACCUCUAGACAAUUGUGAUAACUCCAUUCUGUGCUUGCUUACACAGGUUCUGUAUACUGGAUCCACAGAAGUGAUCCAAAAUGCCUUUCAGUGAUGAGCAGAGCAGUGACUGUGAUUCUUCAAGAUCCUCAGAAAGUGCAAUUUCUUCAUCAAGUGACUCUGAAUACUCAAGGCAGAGUUUUACCAGUGAUUCUUCAAGCAAGCCCAGUUCCCCAGCCUCAACAAGCCCUCCCAAAAUGGUUACAUUUGAUGAAAUGAUGGCAGUGGCAAGGAAUUUGUCAAACCUGACUCUCGCUCAUGAAAUUGCUGUAAAUGAGAAUUUCCAUUUGGAACGCAUAGAGCACCCGCAGAACAGCUUGCCUGGAAGGAUUAAACAAAUUGUACAUCAAGCAUUCUGGGAUCGCUUGGAAGAAGAUUUGAAUGAAGAUCCUCCUGAGUAUGAGCAUGCAAUCAAACUGUUUGAGGAAAUUAAAGAGAUCCUUCUUUCUUUCCUGAACCCGGGGGCUAACAGGAUGCGCAACCAAAUUUGUGAAGUCCUUGACACGGACCUCAUAAGGCAGCAGGCUGAGCACAAUGCAGUUGAUAUCCAGGGUCUUGCAAACUAUGUCAUUAGCACCAUGGGAAAGCUGUGUGCUCCAGUAAGGGAUAAUGAUAUCAACCAGUUAAAAGCCACUGGGAAUAUUGUAGCAUUGCUGAGACAAAUAUUCCAUGUUCUGGAUCUCAUGACAAUGGAUAUGGUUAAUUUUACCAUUCAGAGCCUUAGACCUCACCUUCAGCGCAACUUGGUAGACUAUGAGAGAUCAAAAUUCCAAGAUAUACUUGAAGAAACUCCAAAUGCCCUGGACUUGACAACUGAAUGGAUAAGGGAAUCAAUACAAGAUGAAUUAUCUUCCAUUUCCUGUGAAAUGUCAUCAUCUCUUGGUGCUAAUGGGAUCUCGAAACCAAACCUUAGUCCUACAGUGGUGUUAACAAACAGCUACCUGAAACUGUUACAGUGGGAUUACCAGAAAAAAGCAAUCCCAGAGACACUAAUGACAGAUGAAGCUCGCCUUCAAGAGUUAUCCAAGAAAUUGAAUCAGAUGAAGAUUGUAGCAAGUAUUUCUCUCAUAACAAGCAACUUGGUCCCUGUAGUUAUUGAGGGUAUUCCAGACUUUCUUGAGAAACAAAAAAAGAUUUCUUUCGUUUUGCUUGAAGGAAUGCAUAAGGAGACUUUUGAUUUAAAAGAAGCUCUUAACACAAUAGGUAUUCAGACAUGUAGUACAAUAAAUGAAUCACUCACAGAGAGAGGCUUUCAACCAUUAAAUAAGGAAAUUCAAGCAAAUUUGAUGGGUCAGCUCUGCAACAUUGUUGAGGAAGACAAUGCUGUUAUCACCUUAAUUGAUAAACGAAUUCAUGCAUAUAUGAAAAGCUUGCUUGCUUCUCCAUGCUUUCAGAAAUCUAUGCCUACUGUUCCUGGAGGUCUUGGUGUGAUUCAGAAAGAGAUAGAGACUAUUGGAUCACAGUAUGCCAGCACUGUUAACCUUAAUAAACAGGUUUAUGGACCAUUCUAUGCAAGUAUCUUGCGAAAACUUCUGUUCAGUGAGACAGAAACAAACAAAGCAGAACUUGCACCUUCUACCAACUGAAAUACAUCCAGCUUCUGUUUUGUUCCCUCCUUUUCACAAUAUUUAUAUUGUGAUUUGCAUUCUUCUUCUGAAUACUCAUAGCUUGCAGUGGUGACUGUUAAUGGGAGACAGAGAGAAUUGUAUCUAUAUUAUACAGAUUAUAUUCAAAUGAACAAAAGUUCCCUCCAAAUUAAAGCAGUUACUAAAUUUUAAAAGUAUAACUUUUGAAAGGAUUAAUUCUGUUUGUAACAAUGAAUUAUAACACAUUGCACUUAUUUACUGUAAAUGUUUUUUUCCUACAGAAGUAUUUCAGAUGUGUAUGAUAAAUGCCCACAGUAAUAUACAUCUUUUAAAUGUUUAAUAUGCUUAUGCUAAUGACUAUGGUGCAAUAAUGUAAAAAUGUGUAAUUCAGAUUUAAUCUGAAAUAAUUGUUAGGGCAUUAGCCCUCUGUCUUUACUCCAAAUGGAUUGCUCAAGAAAGCCCCCCCCCCCCAUUUCUCUCUUCUCUCAAGCGAAACGGUGGGGAAGAACAUGUGUCCAAUUUGUCCCAGACUGUUUCCUGUUUUUAGCCCUUACUGUAUGCAGUCUUCUUAAUAGUCCAGUGCCAGUUGCUUAGAAUUUAGCCUUGGAUGUCUCCUGGAGGAAUAGUUCCUUUUUUUUUUUAAGGGAAGUCAUGAUUAUUUUAACUCAGUUGCUUAACAACUUGCUGAAUUAUAUACAAGCUAUAUUUAUUAUUUUCUCAAACUUACUGAAGGGCUAAAACACAUUGAGCAUAUAAUCCUACCUUGACUACCAGAAUGAAUCAGAAUUUCAAAAUAGAAAGUUUCUGCUUUAAGAAGAAUAUGGUAUUAAGCAGCAAAUGCUGAACUUGUUAAGUGGAACAACUUUUGCAGAUUUAUGUCACUAAGUAGUUCCAGUUGAUAUUUUAUUUGCUUUUGUAUAAAAAUGAAUUGUCAUCACUUUGGAUAUAAUAUGCAGCCUUCUUACCAUAUGAUGCUUCUGAAGUGACUGUCAUAAAGACUUUCAAGAAGGACCUCAAUGUUUAAAAGAACUGCAGAUACAUUUGUAUGUCUGUUUUUAUUUGUACAGAAAUAGAACUGCGUACAUCAGCCUUCAUCAACCUGAUGUCAAGGAAUUUUGAGAGUUGGAAUCCCUACAAUAUCAAGGAGAUGUUGGAUUGGGGAAGGCUGAUAUUCCUUUUGUAAAAAAUCUCUAUUGAAUAUAUAUAUAUAUGGCUUGGCUAUUUUAGAAGAGAACAAUUUCCUUUUUCAUACAUGUGUCAAUUCCAUAUGGGAUUGAACAAAAGGGUAACCUUUUGUGAUAAAUGCUUGUUUGGCAAUCCAGAGGUGCUUGUGACAGCCAACUUCAGCUUUACAAAGCAAUUUUCUUAAACGGCACUGUUUUUUUCAAUGUCUUUUAGGCGAUCUCCUUGUUCCAGUCUUCCCUUGCUCUUAAUAUUUUGUUUUUUUAGUUUUCCAAGUAAAAGGAAAAGUAUUCCACCUCAUUUUUCUAAAUAAAUUUUAGCUUUUUUGGGAAGAGAGAGUGAGAGAUGAUCGUGGUAGCCAUCAAAAUAUUAUGUGUAUGGCUAAAGGAAGUAUGUAUUGAGCCACAAUAUUUUUUGAUACUAGUGACUUGUAUCAAGAAGUGAAUAUGUGAAUAUCCAAUAUACGGUGAAUAAAGUGUGGCCCUCUGAUGCUGUACUAUGACUUUCAGCAUCCUACACGUUGGUCAUACUAGCUAAGGCUGUUAAGAACUGUAGCUCAACAAAUGGAGGACUACACUUUACUAACGCAUGCCAUAUACUGACAAAGCAAUUAUCUAAUUCUUAACCUUGAAAUUUAAAAAGUGUAAAAUAUUUUGGACCUAUAUAUGACUUGAUAAGGUUGUGAAGUUAACAUCUAUUAAAAAAAACCCUUACUGCAAUCAUGUUCUGUUCUUAAGCACCCUACAUUAUGCAGGGAGAUCAAGUGGGGAAUGUAUGUCUCCACAAAUUGUUAAUUUACCUGGAGGAUUAGAUCCAGAUCACAUUUGUUUAACCUGGAUACCAUUGAAAACAAUGGAACAAGUUAAGCAGAACAAGUCCCAUUUAUUUCAGUGGGUACUAAUUGCAAUGAAGAGUAUGAAUCCAACCUAUAUUUAUUGUACAAUGUUCAUGCAGAAGAUAUUGUGUGAUUUUUAUAAAUGACUUGAAAAGGGCAUUUUAUAUAGCAUGGCAUGUCUAUUCAACAGUCUUUGAACAUCUCACAACUAAUUUUCAUAACCUCUUUGAUGUUCAGAAUGCUCAGUUAAGUAAAUUUGUUCCUCUUGCAUGUUACCUACUGAACUAAUAUUAUUGAAGUAUAUUUACUUCAUUUGGCUAAAGUGAGAUAUUGUACGUAAUUGGUUUGUUAAGUGGUUUUUGUCUUAUUAUAUGUAUUCAUUAAAUUUGGUUUGAUUUGAAAAAA
Candoia aspera is the source of this 4315-nucleotide messenger RNA. It is a transcript of the gene TCP11L2, whose product is annotated as t-complex 11 like 2. The record is from RefSeq and is a predicted model, not a curated record. Gene Ontology annotation, biological process: signal transduction. Lineage: Eukaryota; Metazoa; Chordata; Lepidosauria; Squamata; Candoiidae. The transcript has 13 exons. The coding region runs from base 349 to 1893 and encodes 514 amino acids.